This is a messenger RNA of Phytomonas sp. Hart1, 3123 nucleotides long. NCBI's taxonomy places the organism in Eukaryota, Euglenozoa, Kinetoplastea, Trypanosomatida, Trypanosomatidae. The record is from the annotation of a GenBank genome assembly.
AUGCCUGGUAUUAUGACUGAUGCACCUACCGAAGAUGCAAAGGAGAGGAGUAUGCCAGUGGUAAAAUCAAUACUUUCACAUGAUCCUGCUUCACAAGCAUCGUCGUGUCUAGCAGCCUUACCUAAAGUGACAUUUGUCAGUGUCGAUGUUGAUAACCCGACGUUUUCUACAGAUUCUGCUCUUCUUUCUGCUAAAACAAAAACGGACUCCCCAAUUCUGCGACCGCCACCUCUCUUUACACUGGUAAACCCAUCCACUAGCGCUUCCGUAUCCAACACCAAUGAUUUAAGUACUCAUAAGCGACCCUUGACCUUGCUUCAGCGCCGAAACCGAGAAAAAAACGGUAUGAACAUGUCUAGUUUUUCCGAAUUGAGUGUCGAGACGAUCCAAGACAGCCUCUGUGAGAGCUACAAUACAUCCUUACAUGAGCCUGUUGCUCCUGUAAUAAGAGGGUGGUCUAGAAAAGUAAAGGCUUUCCUGAGUGAGGAUCACUACCAGGAUAUAUCGAAAGCUUUGUCCAGACAGCAUACAAAGGUAUUUCGGACUGAGCAAGCUAACGAAUCCCCUUUACUUAUUGUAAAGCCUAAGGGCGAUAGCCCCGUAUCAUUUCAACUCCUGCGAGCUCUCAAAGGCGCCUUUACGAUUGCAGCCUACAACAUCCUCGCUGACCGCUAUGUGACCACAGACCACUACCACCACUGUCCACCUGCCGCGUUAGGGGAAAGCUAUCGUCUUACGCUUGUUCAGAAGGAGGUCCAGGAAAUAGCACCGGAUAUCAUUAUCUUUGCCGAAAUGACGGUUGAUGCCUUUGAGAACAGCUUGGGGGUCUUUCUUAGAAAUUCGAUGCACUAUGAGGGGGAUCACCUGGUGAUUACUGACCGGAAAGGCGUACCUCGCUGUUCCAUGAGCGAAACGAAUGUGAUGAAUGAAGCCUGCUCGCCAUAUAUGAAAGACACUGCGGGUAAUGCUCAAGAGAAUCCUGUGGGCAUCUGCAUGGAUUCUUCUAUAUCCUGUAAAUUUUCCAACAGUCCAACACUUUCUGGUUCACCAUGUGCCACUGACUAUUUUAGCGAAAGAUGUUUAGUAGAUCAUGAAAAGGACGAGAUCGAAAAAAAAAAUCUUGGACUUGUUGAAGUUGUUUCUCGUCGCACAGAGAUGGAAGGAGUUGCCAUUUUCUACAAUCGGGAUCGCUUUAAACUUCUGGAGAAGAUACCUAUUCGUUUUAACAAUGUUGCUGUACAAGACCCUGACAUCACUGAUACUGAGCUGAGGAAAUUACAGAUAAACACGCACAACGUGGCGCUGGUCUCCGUACUCCAAGACCUAACGACGCCAACACAGAUUUAUAUAGUGGCUGCCGUCCACCUAUUGUACCAACACGUUAAGUUUCAGAUUUGGCAGAGUCAUUGGCUUUUAAGUGUGAUGGAGGGUCUUAAGUGGAAAUAUCAAAACUACGACGAAUGGCUACAGCGCCAGAUGCCCACGUUUUCCCUCGGUGUAGGUUCCCAACCCUUUCAUCGAAACGACUUGACCUCGCUCUAUGCGGUGCCCGCCUCCUUUCCCGACGAAUCCUCGGAUCCGCGGCACGUCACGUGUCUUAUAGCAGGGGACCUGAACGUCGAUAAGAGCAGCCCGGUUUAUAACUAUAUCCUGAAGAGUACCAUUUUAGCCUCGACGCCGGUGCCGCAGCGUUGGGGCCCGUCCGGGGAACCGGGCCGGGAGACUUCCCAGAGCUAUGCCGAGGAGGGCGGGUGUGGUGGGUUUAGUUCCUCCGAGUCCCCGCGGACCUGCCGCGCGACGCGGGCCUGCCUCCACGGCACACCCUACUCGAACGAUCACGCGACCACCACGGCAUCUUUGGAAGGGGUAUCGUUGGACCCGACGCGGGAAACGUGGGCGGUUCCUAAGGUCAAUACGACGUUUGCCACCUCUUUGGUCUCGCAGAAAAGCUUUUUAUCUACGUCAUCCGAUAUUCUACUGGAUAAAAAUACUCUGUUAGACAUCAACAGUAAGUGUGGUGAUGCGGAUGGGAGUAGUACUGAUCCCAUGCCGCGAGGACGGACCUUUGGUUCGCAGCAAAAUCUCGAAAAUCGUCUCCUAAGGCCCAAAGUCGAUGAGCACCACGUUGUUCAGUCAUCUGACAAACGUGAUAUGUUUGAGGAGGCGUCCUUUUUGUCAUACCCUUUUCCUCAUUUGCCGUUUCACCGACAAAGCCCCAGGUUAAAAAACAGUUCGGUAAGAGAAUCCUUUUGGCAUGUUGAUUCCAACACAACAGGCAGCUUUGAGUCCUCCGAGCUAAUCAAAAAGGACAAGCUCGUAAAGUGUCAAGCUACCUCUAGUAUAGUCGUCGAAACCAGUCGCGAUUGGAAUGUGAGCAAUGAGUUCACAUCCCCUUUGGGGCUCUCCAAGCAUUUCGACGCCGCUCUGACAAAAAAUGUGUCUGUUUCUAGCCUAAAAGAGGAGCGUGACCUAGACGUAAGUUCCUCUUUACAUCGGUCAAUGCCUCUCGAGGGCUUGGACGUAGCCAGCAGUGAGGCAAUACAAAAGGGUUCUAAGAUGGCAUCUGUAGUCCUAGCCUUAAACCUACUUCCUCUUAAAAGGCCGAACGCUACGGCGUUUGAACAGCAAAUGAGUUCAUCUUGGUCUCAUUUGAUAGAUCACCGUGAAGGCUUGGACUCCCCAGUAAAAACUUACCCCGCUUUUGAUCAGACUAUUUCCAGCUUUUCGCAAACCCCACAUCAGUCGGAUUCGGCGCCGUUGAUGUUGGAAUCCUAUUCUUCCAUGUAUCCGCCCGAUAAGAAGUCCGCAACCCCCCCACUGUGUAUUAUUUUCCCCAAAUUCCUACAUCAAAUUCGUUUUAGCGAUACCUACGAGGCGUACUGUAUGUCCUAUCCUUUGUUUGUGUCGGCGGUUAAUCCAUCCACGAACAUGGAGGGGAAGGUGCUGGACCACAUUCUCUACGAAGAGGAUCAGCUUACGUGUCUUAGUGUGCUGCGCUUAGGGGACAACCGCUAUCUCCCUACGCGAACGAUUCCAAGUGACCAUUAUAUGGUUGGUGCGCUUCUGGUUCCGAAUGUGUUCCUCACUCAAGCCCUUGAGCAGUUGCAAGGUCCUAGUGAAUGA